Astrephomene gubernaculifera is the source of this 634-nucleotide messenger RNA. The record is from the annotation of a GenBank genome assembly. Lineage: Eukaryota; Viridiplantae; Chlorophyta; Chlorophyceae; Chlamydomonadales; Astrephomenaceae.
AACGGCUUGCCUUGUUAGUUGUCUUUCUGGAAGUCGUGGGCUGUUGUGCCAAACGCGACAGCUUUAUGCCGCUCUCUUAAGAGCGCCUUUCCAUCAGCUGGUUACCGUUUUACGCCAUUAGAAGUCACAAAUGGAUCCGAAGUUCGGCGCCCGUGGAUUAGCGAGCCGGCAAAUACGCACUCCAUUGCCCGGGCAUGGAUGGCCCCGCGCGCCAAGGCAACCUCGCUUGCGCGUAACCGCCUUCAAGGAUUGGUUCAACAAUUUUGUACAGCAGCAGCAACAACAGCGCAAGGCUCCUCAGACCCUAACUCAAGAGCAGCCGCAGCAGCCAUCCCAACAGCCAUCUCAUCAGCAGCCCGCCGCAGCACCUGCCCCUCAGCCCGCCGUGCCAGCUCCACAACCCAAGGUUGCACCCAAGCGCGACUUUCUUGAAGCUCGUCAGGUCUCUCUCUUCCAGUUGUUUGACUCCUCCGAUUUCCGCUUCGACAUCCCGCCCUACCAGCGCCCCUACGCAUGGCGCAACAAGCAAAUGUACGAGCUGCUGCAGGACUUUCUCCGCGCCUACCAGAACCGGCAGGAGUACUUCCUGGGGGCUAUCGUGGCUACCCGGGCAGCGGAGGGGGCGCCGUACCAG